CGACGAUUGAUUGAUUCGGAAAUUGGUUUAACCGAGGCAUGUUGACCGAAAUCGGGUCGUGAAUGUGGUCGAGUUUUGCAAAUAUUCGCAUGUGAAGGAAGGGCCCUCGAUGGCUUCGAGCGUGCACCUACCCUGGUUCUUAUUUGGUGGGACUCUCGCUAUAGUAACCAUCAUCAUUAUACUGUUAAAGUUCCGAAGCUGUAAUACCCGUCGACAUCCUCGAACGACCGUCAUUCGUGUGCCACCAAGACAACGAACACCUAUAGAGCGACAUAACCUACAGACGUUAAACCGAGCGAAUCCAUCUAUCAAAUACAAGGAUGUUAGAAAGCAAUCAAGCGUGAGCUCAACGGAAGUCAGUCUGGCAGAGAUAUGUGCUGUUUGUCUAGAGGCUCUCGCAGAUGAGGAAGAUGUACGCCGGUUGACAUGCGAGCACGUGUUCCAUACGAGAUGCCUGGACUCUUGGUUCAAGGAACAUCAUGUUGAUUGCCCACUGUGCAAGUGCAUCUUCAUCCCAAAUUAAUGUAUAAUGAUCAAAUUUUUCUGUCAAAAGCGCUUCGAGUGAGGAAAGGAAAUGUAUGUUAUUG
Messenger RNA from Fusarium redolens, 587 nucleotides. RefSeq lists its product as uncharacterized. Bases 110 to 523 code for a protein of 137 amino acids. The transcript has 4 exons. Gene Ontology annotation, biological process: protein ubiquitination. The record is from RefSeq and is a predicted model, not a curated record. NCBI's taxonomy places the organism in Eukaryota, Fungi, Ascomycota, Sordariomycetes, Hypocreales, Nectriaceae.